Messenger RNA from Morchella sextelata, 837 nucleotides. RefSeq lists its product as uncharacterized. Bases 1 to 837 code for a protein of 278 amino acids. Gene Ontology annotation, biological process: carbohydrate catabolic process. Gene Ontology annotation, molecular function: cutinase activity. Gene Ontology annotation, cellular component: extracellular region. The transcript has 2 exons. The record is from RefSeq and is a predicted model, not a curated record. NCBI's taxonomy places the organism in Eukaryota, Fungi, Ascomycota, Pezizomycetes, Pezizales, Morchellaceae.
AUGGCACCACCGAGUUUCUUCAUCAGAAUAUUCCGCAUAGCCCUUAUAACAGUUGUCCAUGCAAUUCCAGCACCAUACUGGUCGCCCGAACCCAGCGAACAGCCCCCCACCACUGCAAAGCUCGAAGUCUGCCCUUACCCCCACCCGUCGUCGGGCGUCGUUGAAAAGCCUAUUACGCCAAACCCCCAUGUUCUUGAUCUCAACACCGCAGAUGACCUUAUCAACAACCUUUGCGCCGAGAUAAUCCUUAUCUUUGCUCGCGGGACCGGCAAUCCGGGAAACAUUGGUGUCUCCCUCGGAUAUCCGCUGUUUGAAGCCAUGAGAGAUGGUCUCAACCAGACUGUCAUUGCUCAAGGUGUCCUCCCGUAUCCUGCAAAGGCAAUUGGCUACCUAAAGGGUGGAUCAACGGAGGGCGUGGACAGCAUGGUGACGCUGACAUACAAGGCACGAUGCCAAUGCCCAAAUUCAGGGCUUGUGCUGGCUGGAUUUAGCCAAGGAGCACAGGUGCUACGCAGAACAAUAAGCUAUCUCCCCGCACCGCUGGCAGACAGGGUUGUGGCGGUGCUGAGCUUCUCGGACAGUAAGUUUCCGCGGCCAUUGCCGAAGCCGUGGGAUACGAAGCAUAUAUCGUUGUGCCAGAAGAUGGAUUGGAUCUGUGAUGAGGAGUAUACGGCGCUGAAUGGAAGGCAUUAUUCAGCGCUUUAUAUUCCGUUCCUGGGUGUGGUUGUGGAGCAGUUGAGGGAGAGGAUACGACUGAUGCAGGAGGGGAGGAGAAAGAAGAGUGACGAGAGAGAGGGAGAGGACUUUUGUAAUUUUAGAGUGUCCCAUGCUUCGUGA